AUGUCGAAAUAGCCACCUUAAUAGUCUGACCCGGAUUCAUUAGUAGAGGCAUACGAGUAAUUGCAAAGCAAGAUGGCACAUAGCAAUUAUGAUGUGGUUGAUCAAAUUGGAUAGAUUUGCUAAAGUGUUAUGUGGGGAGAUAAGAACAAUGACACCUUUUUUGAUUACUUUUGUGAUCAGAAGACGAUGUCAUUGUACUUAGAUUUGGUGCAUACUGGAUAGAGGGAAGUUGUAGUGGCAGUAAUUAAAGCAAUUACGAUGCUAUUGCAAAAUAUACAAAGACCAGUUAGCAUAAAUUACAUAUUAAGUCAUAGUGCAUUGAAUGGCAUAAUCAUAGCAGAUUAUAACUUUAGGGAUGAUGAAAUCAUAGCUUAUUACAUAAAUUUGUUAAAAUGUGUUUCAAUUAGGAUUGACGAGCAGAGUUUGCAAUUGUUCUAUAAUUUGAAAUUUAGCACAUUUCCAAUGUUAAUGAAGGCCAUCUGUUUCUACAAGCACAAGGAGAACCUAAUCAGAACAAGUGUGAGGAACAUAGUUUUAGGAACAACCAAAAUCAACCUACCAUAAUUGCGUAGAUAUGUGAGAUCCUUCCCAUUCACAUUGUUUUAUGUUCAAUUUAGUUGUUACAUGAGAGAUGCUCUCUUUUACAUUGGAGGUCUCAUUCAGGAGGGCAGACAUGAGUCACACAAAAUAAUCAAAUUGUUGUUGGAUGACCAAUUGGACAUACUGUACUUUUUGGAAGACCUCCUAAAAACCAAUGUCGAUGCUUUGCCAAUCAUUGUGAAUUCAAUAAUGGUCUAUGGUUUUGUUCCAACGAUAAUAAUGGGAGUUAUUAAGAGUGGUUAGCAAUCCAUCAAACUCAAUCAAUAGCCAUAGAGAUAAUCAAUGAAUCAUCAAUAAUCUCAAAAGUAUUAACACAAUCGUGGAUAAUCCUUAGGCAAUUUCACAUUUACUAAUAUAUUUUAAUCCUCCCAAUAAACAAACAACUAAUAAUAAUAAUAAUAAUAGGUUAUUGAUAUUAAGUUUUGUCUAUUCAUUUUAAUCCAAAUCUACAAGAGUUUUAGUUUCAGCUAAUUUUUGGAUUUAUUGACUCUAUUCAUUUUGGGAAAGGAUCCAGAGAUCAUUGAUUUCAUAACAUAAUUAAGUAAGUUCAUAUUAAUGUUAGAUUCGAAUUCCAAGUUAAAUUCAUAUGAAAAGGAUGUAAGCAUGAGUGAGACAUGGGUAAUUAAGGAGAAAACCUUCAUUCAGGCCUACUCUUAGUUCAUUUACAAAGAUUGUGAAAUCAGCGAAGAUGUCAAUGUAAAUGACAAAGAGGAAUUGUUGAAAGGGGUUUCAUCAUACGAAACAUAAUCAGUGAAGCGAGAAUUGAAUUGUGAACACUUUAAAUCAUUAAUAGGUGAUCCUAAGAGAUAUGAGGAUCUACUGAGCAUUACUGACAUGUGUGAUAUUACUAUAGUGAAAUCAUAAAAUAAAAGCAAAGUAUCAGCAUUGAGUUUCUUGGAAAGAAAUGAACAAAACAAAGUAAAUGGAAAUACAAAUACAAAUAUAAACAAUACUCAAACACCAUUUUAUGCUUUGAUGAAACAUCUAGAAAGUAAUGAUGACACUGUUGUAUUUAUGGUGUUAUUAUUCAUAAAAACACUUAGACACUCAAAGAAUAUCUCUCAUUCAGUUUUAGAAUAGGUUGGUUUCAUCACUCCAGAUAAAAAUAUGGAAUUGUAUAAAAACUGCUCGGAAACUUCUUCUUUUAUGCAAGAUAAGUUGUUAGGUAUCUUGGAAACAGGAUUACCACCUUACAGAUUAGGCACUUACAUCCUAUCAAUUUAGAUGUUGAUUGACUUUUGCAGAACGGAUCUUGAGAGUUAUGAUCUACGCAACAAGGAUAGAUUUAGAAAGAUAGUGUUGAAUCAUAUCAAUAAGAUAAAUGAAUACAUCAGAAAUCCCCUAGAGGUUCAUUAUGUCAUUGAAUUCUUCUACACGGAAUAUAAAAUCUUGAACAAGACAUCCAUAUCGAUCUGGCCACAAACACAUAUAUAAUUGUUGUAUGAGAUGACUCCCAAAGGGGUUUGUUAGAUUGACAUCAAACACAACGAGAGUGUUUACUUUAUGGAGCCUGCAAAUCAAUAGGACAAAGUCAGGAAAGACAUGCUGAUUUUGUUGAUAUUGAAAUACACAGCAUCAGUUCUUUGUGGAUUUGAAGAGCAAGAACAAAAAAUACUCGAUAAUCCCAAACCUUUUGGGGAUGGUCCUACUUUGAAAUACGUGUCAGGGAACAUCUAUAAUCUGUAAGAUGAGCCUUACUGCUAAUUCAGUUAACAUUAAUGCAAAUAUCAAAACAUUGAUUGCUGCAUUUUAGAGGAUUCUCACAAUUUAGUCGUGAUGGACUUGACUCAAGGUUAGAGUGCAGCUAAAUGCGUUGUCGCACACAGUUUCAAGUAUACAGAUGAGAUGGUGGAGAGACUCAAUUUGAAAAUGUUGCAUGUGACAUAUAGGUUUGAGAAUUAGAAUAAUGUGUUUGAUUUGGAAUUCCCGAACAAACAGUGUUGUUAGGCAGCUAAGAAAAUGACAGAAUAGAAGAAGAGUAGUUUGAGGAAGGAUGAGUUGGAUACUGUCACAUCAUAUUUAUAGGCACUCACAAAUACAAUGAAUUAUAAUAAAUGAUAAUUGUUAAAUAAAAUGAUGAUCUCA
Molecule: messenger RNA, 2685 nt
Organism: Paramecium tetraurelia
Lineage: Eukaryota; Ciliophora; Oligohymenophorea; Peniculida; Parameciidae
Exons: 6
Biological process (GO): endosomal transport; regulation of autophagosome maturation; endosome to lysosome transport
Cellular component (GO): endolysosome membrane; late endosome
Source: RefSeq, a predicted model, not a curated record